Molecule: messenger RNA, 5227 nt
Organism: Anguilla rostrata (American eel)
Lineage: Eukaryota; Metazoa; Chordata; Actinopteri; Anguilliformes; Anguillidae
Gene: saal1
Product: serum amyloid A-like 1
Exons: 18
Coding region: 2663-4108 (481 amino acids)
Biological process (GO): positive regulation of synoviocyte proliferation
Cellular component (GO): nucleoplasm
Source: RefSeq, a predicted model, not a curated record
CUGCUUCAUUAAUUCAAGCACCAGAACAGGUUCACUCCAGCCCUGAAGAGUUGCAGUGUCCGCUGGUUAUUCUGUGUUUCAAGACCAUUUCAGAUCUUGAUUGGCUUGUUCUCAAGGCUUUAAUUGGCUACUGGUCAACAGGAAAUUGCAAAUACCUGCAGGCACUAUGGCUUUGCUUGAUUGCUUUUUGCAGUGGUGCUCACCAUUGCUGUUGGAGAGUGUGGUCGGUUUUAGUUUUCACCUUAAAAUCAGCAAGUGGCUCUGACCUAGAAACCUAGGGAGCUUUGCGCAUGCUGAAAACAUUUGGUCUGGUUGGCAGGUUGUACUGCUAGAAUAUGGCUCUUCGACAUGUUUUAUGGACCCUCUUGCUUUGUAAUGUGUUAACAUGCAGCAUAUGUGGUGUUCAGAAAGUCAGCAGCUACGGCGCUGUCCAAUAUCACAGUGCCGCGGGAAGACCUGAGCCCCCCUCACGCCCGCGUCCCCGCAGCCACGCACACGCUACUGCAUUCCAACCCGGGACCGCCGUCAAGGGUGGAGGCGCACCCUACAGCCCCCUCUCUCAGGAAAAUCAACAGUCCAGAGUUUUGCACGACCAGAGGGAAGAGGUCCAGCGUCACGCCGUCGCUGCCCUAGGUGAAGCUGCCCCCGUCAUCCGGGAGCAGGUGAAGCUGAUCCCCGUCUUCCAUGGCCGCCCUGACCCGAAUGCCGCUCGGUCGCAAGUGAUCCAGUUCGGGUCUGCCCAGACUGGGAGUGCGUCCCGUGUAGUUGACCAGCUGUUGAGUGGCUAUAGCCCGGCUGGAGGAGGAGGCACGCUGGGGGGCGUCGACAGCCACGUCCCCGCCCAGAGGAGGCCCGGCCACAGUCGUCCCACCAUCUUCGGUUCCAGGCAGAGCACAGGCACCUCUUACAGUUCCCAUUACAACUCGGCAAGUACAGGCCCCAGUCACGUUACCUCUGAAAUGGUAGUCCGGAGGGACCAGGACUUGCCUGCGAGAUAUCUGGCCAUGGGACACUUUACACCAGGUGGCGAUACCCUCCACAAACCUACCUCAACCCCAUAUGUGAAUGCCAAUGCAGCUGAGGGCUCCUUUUUCUCUGGUCAGAGAAUCCCCCACAAACCUGCUCAAAUCUUAAAUGCGGCUAAUUUGGGCACGCGCUACUCUGGAACUCGCCGCUACGGUACAAACGUAAAUACAGCUCAUUUGGACACGCGCUACUCUGGAACCCGCCGCUACAUUCAAAGCUUAAACACGGCUUCUAGUUCUGUCCUGAAGGUCCCCGGUGGCCAUGAAGCAGGCUCAAGGGCAGGCAGUUCAGAAACGGGCCACCGAACCUACACCCAAGAUCGUAAUGUCGCUUCUGGCUCUGAAGUUAAGUUCCCCACCAGAACUGUUCAGUUUAUGCCAGGUGGAGCCGCUCCUUCCUCUAGUUGGGGGUCCUCCUCUCGCUUUGACGCCAGCCUGGUCAGACCAGACACGAGCUCCACUGGGUCGGUGAAGGGUGGGAGUGGCUCGGCGAGCCACAGGCAGGGCUCUUCCACUGGGUCGGUGAGCCACAGGCAGGAGUCCUCCACUGGGUCGGUGAAGCGUGGGAGUGGCUCGGCGAGCCACAGGCAGGACUCCUCUCAGCACAGCUACAGCAGGCCUGCAGGCACUGGCACAUAUGCAGGCUACACCAGGAUAUCUGGUUCUGCCGUUGCCCAAUACAGCGCCACCUCCAGACCCAUCUACAUUCAGCCUGCCCCAAGUGGAAGUGCCCGGAGGCACUAUCGAUGUGCAGGGAUGGGAUGCAACCCUACAGGCCACAAGCAAGUCCUGUCCCUACUCUGGAAAAGAUAAAGCGGCAGGUGAACAUGGUCAGCUGUUGUGGAAUGUCGUUGACGUCCUUUCAAACUACGCUUCAGUUUUUUUUUUUUUUUUUUUUUAAGGCAUUUAGUUUGACGUUUCCUGACUUUGGUAUGGUAUUUUGUACUUGUCAAAUUUUACUGCCAAUAAAAUUAAAUGCACACUUAAGUGAUGUCCUAUAGUUACACUGUUGUCUCAGUUCAUACCAGACAGGAGCUCAUGCUCAUUUACAAUUGUGAGUUUAAAGCACAAAAGAUCUGACUUAAAAUAUUUGGUCUUUUAAAAUGAUUUUUUAAAGCGAAGGCCACUGUACUUAUUUACACUCACAUUUGCAGAAUUAAGUCGUCAAAUUCUGGGGACAUUCUUUUUUCCAAAAGGUGCCAACAAACCACAUUUUACACAUACUGCUUAUAAAACAAAACAUACAAGUAAAAUAGAACCAGUAUGCUCAUGCUGAUACAUCAUACUUGUUCACCUAAUUCAACGCUGGCUACUUCCUAUCCUAUAUUACAAAACCAUGCGCACAGAUGGCAGUAUAGGGAUUUGACAAAUCGAAUACACGGAAUUUAAAAUCGAGAGAAUGGAUUUCUUUUUCGAUGCUGUCAUACUGCACCUUUAAAUAUGAAUGUCUAUGGUCCGUAGCAUAGAUAAAACAUAGUGGUCACGUUGAAGGAAGUGGACUUCCGCGCAUGUGUAAUGUGUAAUGGAGGCACGUUCAACUGGAGUUCUUCGACUAUUGCUUUAAUUUAUUUAAACAGAGUACGCCCUCAAGACGUAUUUGAGUUGUGAAAAUACUUUGAUCCAAACGGGCGAUAACUAUGGAGGCCAGUAGUGAUGCUGAGGAGGUGAAAGUGGUGACGGAGAGCAGUUCCCCUGAUUCGGACGGCUACCCUCAUUCCCCCGGGAUGGAUCGAAACCCCUCCCCCCCACCCAGCCAGGGGUCAGAGCCGGAGGUGGAGAGUGAUUCCAUCGGGGAGACUCUGUACAGCAAACACUGGCUCUUCAGCACCCUGACCAGCCUCAUCCAGACUGUGACUGAGCAGGAGGCUGGAGACCCCGAUGCCGAGGUGGACCUGUCUGAGGAGGAAGAGGAGAAACUGUGUAAAAUCUGGGACAUGGCUAUGGACAAGGAUGUGGCUGGCCUACUACAGGAGUUCAAAGCCUCAGAUAUCUUGCUAGGCGCGAUUGCCAAGUCACGAAGUCCAAGGCUCACGGAGAUUUGUGUGGGAAUCUUGGGGAACAUGGCCUGCUUCCCUGAAACGUGUCUGUCCAUCAGCCAGAAUGAGGAUCUGGGGGUGGUGCUGUUGCUUCUCCUGGGGGAUUCAGACCCUCCAACAAUCUUGGAGACAAGCAGAUUGCUGCUGACAUGUCUGGCCCAGCCCAGUGUCGCCCCCAUCUGGUUGGAAAGGGUACAGCAGCAAGCGUCGGUGUGUCCCAGUCUGUGUUUCAUCAUGUGCAGCUCCACUAACGUGGAUCUGCUGGUGAAGGUGGGGGAGCUGGUGCACAAGCUGUUUGACCUGGAUGAGGAGCUGAUGAAGAGCUGGGUCUCUGCACGCCCCAGCGAGGCGGAUACCGGCAGCCAGCUGCACAUCGCCCCCUCUCUGCUGGAGGCUGCCAAACAAGUCAGGCUGGAGAGUACUGAAGGUCUGGAGGUGUACCUGCAUGUUCUUCAGCUACUCACAACUGUGGAUGAGGGAGUGCAGGCUUUGGUGGAGCUGGCUGGUACUGGCGAGGAGGUGUGGGCAGCGCUGUGCGAGGUGGUGUGUGAGGAUCUGUGCCAGCCAGACGACCCCCCCGUCGUCCUGCAGGAGCAGAAGGGGCGUCUUGCCCCCGCCCUGGCCGUGCUCUCCACCCUGUCUGCCUGCCCGGACCAGGAGUACAGCCAAACCCACCGCAAUCUGCCUCUGCUUGGGACCCUGCUGCGAGUGCUGCAGUUCCUUAGUGAGUGCCAGCAGAGGGCGAGAGAGGGCCAGGGUGAGGCGAGCUCGGGAAACGGAUUGAAAGAGGAAAAUGACGAGCAGAUGUUGGCCUUGAGGGAGACGACUGUGGAGUUCCUGGCCAGUAUGCUCACAGACAUGACCAAGGAUGCCAUGUCCGAGUUGCUGAAGAAGGGGCAUCUCAGUGAACAAACCUGCCUCGCUGCAGCUCGGAGUUUAUUGCCUGAUCACAGAUCUGAGGUGCAGCACAUGGCGGCCUUGCUGUCGGAAGCUCAGUCCAGUCUAGCAGACGCGCUGAGACGGAACUUUCCGGACCUGAGCUCCUGAGGGUGGCGGGUAGCCCCGUUCUCUCCCCUCCCAGCAAGGAGGGGCACUCUGGGGCCCCUGUGCGAUCCGCAGAUAUCUCCCGGACCCCCUGGCAUCUCCGUGGGCAUCUCAAUGGCCAGCCCUGCAGGGCGUGGCAGUACCUAGGUGGAAAGCACUCCCCAGAAAAAGCACCCACCCCACCCACCGUUUAUCCCGCAGAUACGCCCCCCCCCGAAUUUCUCUUAACUCCCCUCAUCCUGCAGAUCAGGUGACCUGUGCAGUGAGGUGCGGAGAACAGCCCAUUCCCAACUGCGUCCCGAAUCUUCAGUCCUCCGCAAUCCCAAGCCAAGGGCAAAAACCUGAGGCACAGGCGGAUUGCAUUCUGGGAGUUCAGUGCGCAUGCAGACGCACGCAUGCGCGGACACACGGACCUGCUCACACACACACACACGCGCGCAUACUCACUGUAACAUACCGCAGAAUGCUCCUUUCGAUUAAUGGAGUUCUUUGCGAGUCGAUUGGUCAACAGGGGACAACGGAAGUCUAUCCCACCGGUCGAAGUCUCAGACUUUGGGGUCCCCGCUCCCAUUUUCUACGUAAUGCUGUCAACGUUAAAAAUCAGCGGACGGUUGAACUGGUAGUUGUUUCCCCUCUUGGAUUUUAGUCUGGAAGUUGACCUGUCCGUUUCACCCCCAAUGGGCAAACAACCAGUGCUAAUAGCCAUCCACCACAACUCACCACAGUCCCCACUACUGGAGACCCAUUGCAUUUGCUGGCUUAGGUUUCUAGGUUUCCUUCUAUGAUCCGGGGUCUGGUUCCCUCCCAAGCUGGACUACAGUUAAAGAUUUUCACAAACCUGCACAGUCCGCAGCUGCAGACUGUGGAUUUAUCAUAAACGUCAGUUAAACGAAACGACUGGGCUGGCAUGAAAUCCCGAAACGGAUCGGCCCUUGCUCGCCCCACUCGGCAUCGCACCUUCCAUGGCGAAACUGAGCCGGUUCCCAGGCUGGCCUUUCUCCUGUUUGUUGAAGUUGUUCCUUGUAGGAUUGCCAAAAGAACACAUUUGUUUGCAGUGUGUGCAUACAAAAUGUAUUGGCCUUGCUAACAAAGCUUUUGUGUAAUUAAAAGUUUCAUAGUGUU